GCUGCUUCCCCUAGACAGGCCGCGGCGUGGGAGGGCGAGACCCCGAGCAAACUUUCUAGCGGCUUCGGCCCGGGGGUGGUGACGCCCGGACCUGGCCGCGGCGGCUGCGGCAGCGGGCUCCAUCCCGUGGCAGAUCCCCUUCCCGGGAGCAAGUGCCUUCAGCUGGGAGUGUCUGGAGCCCCGGCUACCAGCGGAGCUGUCAUCCUGUGGCCCUAUAACACUCUGCUCCGAAAGGAUCUGCCAGAGACUGGGAGUGUUGACUGCUGCAAGGACCAAGUUACAGAAUAACAGAGUCCAUUUAUGGAUGUUCCACAGAUAAAAUAGCGAUCUAUUGAUGGACAACAUUCGGGUUGUGGCCAACGUUUGCUCUUAAACAAUACUACAGUGGCUGGCUUCUGUAGCAGGACUAAAAGACUGCUCUCCUAAAUUGAGAACAGCUGGGGCCGUGUACGAGCAAGUAUAAAAGAGGUGGCAGUGGUGCCCUGUGUCCUAAAGAAAUGUGUGCUCUCUGGAACCUGUGAAGCUGAAGCCAAAGGUGGGAUAGUAACAUCUUUUUGAGGGAAGAAUUGGCUUCCUUUCUUGAAAGUGGUGAAGGUACAGCAUAUAGUUGCAUGGAAGGAACGGUAAUCAGAUGGCUACCUUCUACCUUUUGUGUUAGGAAACAAAGUCCAUUGUAAGAGUCCAUGUUGAUCUUGGAAAUAGAAGGAUUGAAAAAAGCUAAAUUUCCACAAAGAACAAGAACUUGACCAUCUCCUUUUUGAUCUGAAGACUAGGGGACAAUGGAUAUCAUAGAGACAGCAAAACUUGAAGAACAUUUGGAAAAUCAACCCAGUGAUCCUACAAACACUUACACAAGACCCACUGAACCUGUUGAAGAAGAAAACAAAAAUGGCAAUGGUAAACCCAAGAGCUUAUCCAGUGGGCUGCGAAAAGGCACCAAAAAGUACCCGGACUAUAUCCAAAUUGCUAUGCCCACUGAAUCAAGGAACAAAUUUCCACUAGAGUGGUGGAAAACGGGCAUUGCCUUCAUAUAUGCGGUUUUCAACCUCGUCUUGACAACCGUCAUGAUCACAGUUGUACAUGAGAGGGUCCCUCCCAAGGAGCUUAGCCCUCCACUCCCAGACAAGUUUUUUGAUUACAUUGAUAGGGUGAAAUGGGCAUUUUCUGUAUCAGAAAUAAAUGGGAUUAUAUUAGUUGGAUUAUGGAUCACCCAGUGGCUGUUUCUGAGAUACAAGUCAAUAGUGGGACGCAGAUUCUGUUUUAUUAUUGGAACUUUAUACCUGUAUCGCUGCAUUACAAUGUAUGUUACUACUCUACCUGUGCCUGGAAUGCAUUUCCAGUGUGCUCCAAAGCUUAAUGGAGACUCUCAGGCAAAAGUACAACGGAUUCUACGAUUGAUUUCUGGUGGUGGAUUGUCCAUAACUGGAUCACAUAUCUUAUGUGGAGACUUCCUCUUCAGCGGUCACACGGUUACGCUGACACUGACUUAUUUGUUCAUCAAAGAAUAUUCGCCUCGUCACUUCUGGUGGUAUCAUUUAAUCUGCUGGCUGCUGAGUGCUGCCGGGAUCAUCUGCAUUCUUGUAGCACAUGAACACUACACUGUCGAUGUGAUCAUUGCUUAUUAUAUCACAACACGACUGUUUUGGUGGUACCAUUCAAUGGCCAAUGAAAAGAACUUGAAGGUGUCUUCACAGACUAAUUUCUUAUCUCGAGCAUGGUGGUUCCCCAUCUUUUAUUUUUUUGAGAAAAAUGUACAAGGCUCAAUUCCUUGCUGCUUCUCCUGGCCGCUGUCUUGGCCUCCUGGCUGCUUCAAAUCAUCAUGCAAAAAGUAUUCACGUGUUCAGAAGAUUGGUGAAGACAAUGAGAAAUCGACCUGAGGAGCAAAACAAAGGCAUCAGCUCUUACACCAAAAGAGUUAACGCUGUAACCAAAGGUAUAGUUUUGUUUUUUAUUUUAGGAGAACUGACUGGUAAAUGAAGAAAUGGACCAAAUUUUGUGUAAAUGAAUAGAAAGAUGAACAAAGUAUUACCCUUUGACUGCUUUUCUUCUUCAUCCCGAGAAAGAUACAUUCUCUUGCAGCUCUUCAUUCAUUGGUGACAAGCCCCCACCCUGGGACUUUACUAAUGAGCUUGUUAAAGAGGUGCCAAAGAACAUAUUCCUCCUUUCUUUAUUCUUUCUCCACCAAAACCCUCUACUUCAGAAUUUUUUCAGGAUAUUUUUCCUCCCAAGGUCAGAAGAAUGUGUUAAUAUUUUAAAUAAAAUAUCUGGACAUCUACAGCCACUGUGUAAAUAGAACAGCCUAAUAUUGAGAGUGGUUUCUAGCAUUAGGUUUAGCAAGGGGAAGAUCCACGGGUUGUGCGUCAGCGUUGGGUGAAUUUUGUUUCUACCCUGUCACGUGGAAAGUUAGGGUUGAGUCCAGGAGUGCACACUGCUGCUGCCACCCAACGCGCUAUGUAUCACUUUUAAUUUGUUUUGUUUUGUUUUGUUUUUAAAAGAUCAUUUUAUCUUAAAAAGGAAAGCUGAUCCAAGUAAACAUGAAAGUAUUUGACACACCCCACAGAUUUUACAUGUGUGUAAACGUUUCACUUUAAAAUCUCUAUGACAGACACACAGGAAACAUGAGGUGGUUUCUGUUAAUGAGUGGCCCUUGAGUACACACUUAGAUGCUGUCUGCCCUGUAAAUUUGGAUCUGGUGCCCCAGGGCAGUCAACUCUUCUAGCAUAGGCUGAAAACACACGUGUGUCAACUGAGGCUCACGCCACUUGGGGAAUGAGCCUGUUUCCCUUCCAGGCCAGGCCCUGGUGUGAGAUCAAUUUUAGGGCCCCUAAUUGGAGCACAGAAAUAUAUUUGGUCAAAUUUCAUUGAAGGUGAUUUCUUCCUUUUUAUAUUGUACUUUAUGGAAAAACCAAGAUGGAACCUGAAAGUUAAUGUAUCCUUGCUAAAAAUGUGUCCUUGCUUUUAGCAAGAGACUCAGCUUCUCAUAACUAGUCCUAAGGACAUAUGCCACAAUUGAGUAAUUUUACUUCUACCCUGUGAAAAUAACAUGGUGCUGCACUAUAAUAUACUCUCGGAAUCAGUGUGUUAGUUACAGCUACACAGUGAAGGGGGAUAACUGUUUCUAAAUUUCUUUAAGGUGAUGCCAAAAAAAUGGAUUAAAAAAAUCUGAUUAGAUUUAAUGUUAUCAGAUUUAGUGCAUUAUUUAAUGCUAUUGAAUCUUUUGGAUAAUUCUUGGCUUAAUUUCUUAACUACUUUUGAAGGUUGAUUUGCAAGACUUUUAGAAACCUUAGAAAAGUUUUAAGGUUGCAAAGUUAUCAACACUAGGGCAGAGGGUGGAGAGGCCAAUGCGGGUAGAAGGAGGCAGUUAUGUUUAUAUUGAAGGUGAAAUUUGUCUUUCAUUUGGAAUGGAAAACAUUCUCAAAUUUAUCAUUAUAAACUAGUCAGCCUUGACUGCACAAAAUUGACCUUUAAAUUGCUUGAGAAAAGCACAAUGCAAAUCGUUCAGAAGGGUCAACAUUCUUCGGUGCUAAAAUCUUGUGUAUGUUUUCAGAAUGGCUUUUUCUGUGUGUCAUAGAAUAAUCACUAAAGGAAAGGUAGUUGAAUUUAAUGUCAUGAAGCAAGACUCUUUAAUUCAGUUAUUUUAAACAAGAAUUAAAACCCCAAACAUUCUUGGCAGGCUUUGAAGCACACUGAAUUUUCCAGUAUUUCUUAUUAAAUACACCAAUAAUAAACAUAUGCCUAGUUUACCUGAUGAGUUUAGACAUAAUUCUAUAUAAUGUUCACUUAUAUUCAUUUAUUAAAUAGCAAAACUUGUGCAAGAACAAGGUGUUCUACUUGAAAACACUGAUUUUUAAGUUCCUGUUGACUGAUUAUAAAGAAAAUAAUCUGACACAGAAGCCUGGAUUUUACUCUCCUAACACUGGUGUUUUCCUUGAGCCUCUAAUUCAAAUAAGACAAAUCGAUACACCUUACAACCUUAUUCAGCUGUGUCUGGAUAACCCACCUUUCAUCUAUUGAAUAAAAAAAAGUGUUUAAACUCAAUAAAUAAAAAAAAAUUGUGUACCAAUUACUACAGACCCCCUGAAACAGUAAGCCUUGGAUUUUAGUCAAGUAAUCCAGUUUUUUAAUUUAAAAGAAAACCCCAUCACCUUUUAAAGAACUUUAAAAACACCUGUGAUGCCAAUGUGGCCACUGCCACUGCCAUGUCUUUACACGCAUGUGUCGUAUAGCUCUGUCAUUCAGUUGAGGAAGUCCAUGGUUUGCAAAUAAGGGUGGGAGAAUCAAAAUUUCAGGAUGGUAAAAAAAAAACAUAGUAAAACCCAUUUACAUAUAGGAAAGAAAACUUGACCUUCAACCCAGUGUGCCACUUUGGGAUAUAAAACAAGUAUGAUCUUGCCUUUGAAAUCAUAAAUGUUUGGAGCACCUAUUCUUUGCCAGUUAAGAUACAUAUCUUAUUAUCCCUUUUUUUGUUUUUAAGUCUGUGCUCCUGUUGAAGCUUUUCCUGUAAUUUAGGUUGUCUGUGAAAUACCUAUAACAUAUAAUUCCUACAGAGUAUGCCACAUUUUUUUCCUAAAUGAUUUCAAAUGAAGUUCUCUCAGAUCCUAUCAUUGAACUCGUCCACUAGAUCUGAAAAUAAAGCAUCCUUUCCCGAGUCCACUUGAACUAAUUGUGAAUUUGUUACUUAACUUACUGGCAUCUUGGGAAACAAGUUUUGCUGUGGAAGGAAGGCUGUUUUGAGAGUGAGCAUUGAGUCUACUCUGGUUUGUGGAUGACAUUGCAUUAGGGUUCUUUGCUGUAUUACCAGUGCCCCCUUGUGGCAAUAUACUUUAUGACUAGGAAUGCAAACACCACUUUUAAAAGCCUGUUUUCAAGUUUUUGAAAGGCAUUUGUUUUCUGUUAUGUGUGCCAAUAAUCUGAAAGUAUCAUGUGAAAGGAAUUAUUUUAAAAGCAUUUUAAACCUUUCCCAAAGGUAAAAUGUGCUCAGAUGAUAGGCACGUGUAAUUCUAACCUUUUAUCCAUUUGAUCAAAGAAAUUUGUAGAACAUUUUUACCUCUCAUGAUCACAAUCAUUAGUGUCUCCCUUUAUAACGAUCUAUAUUUUGUUUACUUUGAAACACCAAAUUUGUUGUCUUGUUUUUUUUUACAUGACAGAACUCAUGCAGUUUCUUUUUUCAUUGAAAGUUCAUAUCUUGCCCCUUAAAUAGUUUGAACAUUCUUUCCUAAUUAUUUUUUGUUUUUGUUCUGCACUGUAAAACUGAUUAAAACUUUAAGCCAAUCUUAAUGCACUAGCCUCUGUAGUGUAAGGAAGUGUGAGAAGGAAUUUCUUAAUGAGUUUACAUGUUUAAAUCAAGCAUAUUAUAAGUUAUAUGCCAUGUGUUGAAGGCUUUUCUAUUUAUAUAUAUAAAGAUUUUUAGUAUUUGUUUUUAAUGUCCUUGUGUUGCAAUAAUUUAACGCCUUUGACUCAGUUGCUGAAAAUAUUUCUUCUAUAAAGAAGUGCUCUUGACUUCAACACCCAAACACUGAAAAUCAUGUCAAUGGUACCCAAAGAUAAGUUUUUAUACAGAUACACACCUUAUAAGUUCUGAUUUAUUUUCUUACUCAUUAAUCUAUGCUAUGUUCUAAAUAAAUCAUGAAUGAGAAGAGUGCUUUAUUGUGGAAUUAUUUAAAACUGUCCUUUAAAAGAAAAAGAGGAAAUGAUGAACAAAAACUAAUCUAAUUGCCAAGUUGGAGUUCAUUAUUUAAUUUACCUCCUAUGCAAUGAUUAAUGCUGCAAAACGUAUGGUUAUGUUACCGUAUAUUCACAAAAGAAAUAUUACAAGGUUUCAGAGGUAGCCAAUUGCAUUCUUUUGGAAAUUUACUGUACUGUUUCAAUGUGUUAAGUGCCUUGUUGUAAAGUAAAAUUUUAAGUCUAGAAUUCAUUAUUUUCCUGACAUAUAUUUUUCAUUAUAUCUACUGUAUGCUAUUGUGAUAGUUUUAUGAAAUGCUUACAUUUUAAUCAAGUAUGUAAAUUUCAGAAGCUCUUUUCUCCUACCCACCAGUACCUUAAUCAUUGGUUUAUCACAUUGGAUUCAAAUUCAGGUUCCUUUUUUGAUAAAGAGGAAAUUUGUUUUCCAUGCUUGUGAUUUUGUGUUUGUAAACAUUUCAGGAGGAAUUUAGGAGUGUAACUAUAGUUUAUACUUCUAAAAUGUUGUCUUACAUUUACAUUUUUAAGUGCCUAACUGUUGAAACUGAUUUAUGUUUCUCUUCUAAAGGGGAUAUGUGUACUUGGUUUCUAAUCUCUUUGGUUUUGCUUUUUUAAAAAUGCAAGAGCCUAUACUUUGUAUUUACCUAAUAAACCACAAUGAUAUCAACAGUC
Messenger RNA from Macaca mulatta (Rhesus monkey), 6351 nucleotides. The record is from RefSeq and is a predicted model, not a curated record. Lineage: Eukaryota; Metazoa; Chordata; Mammalia; Primates; Cercopithecidae.